Messenger RNA from Ilex paraguariensis (yerba mate), 185 nucleotides. The record is from the annotation of a GenBank genome assembly. Lineage: Eukaryota; Viridiplantae; Streptophyta; Magnoliopsida; Aquifoliales; Aquifoliaceae.
GCGUAGAUAUAAGCACGACAUCAAGGGGUACGAAGCCACUAGCUAUUGGGAGGGCCCUCGAGGCAAGUAGUAGGGCACCGUGCAAGGGCAUAGGGGAGAAAAGUGUUGAGGUGUUUGGGGAGCAAGGCACCAAGGUGGAGGUGUAUGGGGAGGAAGGCGCCAAAGCUAGGGAGGCAGAGAAGUAG